Molecule: messenger RNA, 408 nt
Organism: Haliaeetus leucocephalus (bald eagle)
Lineage: Eukaryota; Metazoa; Chordata; Aves; Accipitriformes; Accipitridae
Gene: CUNH22orf15
Product: chromosome unknown open reading frame, human C22orf15
Exons: 5
Source: RefSeq, a predicted model, not a curated record
AUGUUCAUUACUGUGAGAUACAGAGCCAACUGCCAGGAGACAGUGAACCUGCAGUGCCACAUCCUGAUCCUCACGGCUCACCUGAAGGGGAAGUGUCAGUGCACACCUGAAGUACAAGUGCUCCUGAGCAGCGACUGCAUCAAUCUUCCGGAUGAAAUGGGGGCCCUAAUGAACCUGAGCAAAGUGGAAAACCCUGCAUCUGAAUUCACCAGUAAAUACCUAUGGGAAAGGGAGCACUACAUCCUCAUCAGAGUCAUCUGAGGAGAAAGCUCUGAGGCCACCUGCUAUGAAUCCUUGCUAGAGAACCUGGGGAAGCACUACGCUGACCUAGCAGGAGAGCACAAGGCACUCCAGAUAAGGCCAGGCACAGCUCGGGACAUUAUCUACCACCAAGAAUUUAAGGUUUGA